AUGGAAAGUAAACUGAGGGCAGUGCUUAAGGAACUGGAGUCAUCCAAACUCCUGUGUGACCAACUGCUGCAGGAGAGGGACGACAGUGAAGUGGAAGUGAAGAAUAUUAUUACUAAGAAUACCAAACUCAAAAAUGAAUUGGCCGAACUACAUUGUACAGAGACUCAUGAACAUGCUCUGACACGCAUAUCACAACUUGAGCAUGAUCUCAGAGAAGCCCAUAAUACAAUUAACAAACUUGAGGCUAGUAAACAAUUAGUACAGUCAAGCGAUACUCUCUGUCUAUAUGAUGAGUUGGUUGGUGGCCCGAGCGUACGGCGCGUAGCGUUCCGCGCGCGCCUCAAAGAGCCAUUAGACCACCACAGAUGGGGCCCUAAAGGGCUGAUGUUCAGCCGGGGUUGCGGGGUAAGCGCAAUGAGGCACCGCGACCUCGGCACAGAGCAGGAGAAGGAACAGGGGGGUUUUUAG
Spodoptera exigua (beet armyworm) is the source of this 468-nucleotide messenger RNA. The record is from the annotation of a GenBank genome assembly. NCBI's taxonomy places the organism in Eukaryota, Metazoa, Arthropoda, Insecta, Lepidoptera, Noctuidae.